This is a messenger RNA of Pogona vitticeps (central bearded dragon), 2654 nucleotides long. The record is from RefSeq and is a predicted model, not a curated record. NCBI's taxonomy places the organism in Eukaryota, Metazoa, Chordata, Lepidosauria, Squamata, Agamidae.
CGGCCAAUCAGCGCUCUCUGCUGGUUUAUGAACGAGUUUGGAAGGCUGGAUCCGGAGGAGAAGGGAAGUGAGCAACUGUCUUGGCUGGCGACGAUGCGGGCGAGAACGUUGCCCGGGAUCGGGUACAAAUAGUAACGGAGGAUUCAGCUAUAGGAUUGGGAUCGUGAUUCUAAAUGGCUCGAGCAGGGAAGGAAAACCUGCUAGGAGCCUUGCCCUUUCGACAGACCCCAGCCAAGGUGGGGCAGAAGGAGAGCGCCCCCCGUGUCUCAAGUUCCUUGAGCAGCAGUAAAAUUCCGGUGCUCUUCAAAAGCCGAGUCCCACCAGAGUUGAAGCAAUCACAGCAGCAGAGUCCACUUCAGCAGGUAUGCCCAUCCAGCCCGAACUCCAAAGCAGUCGAGGAUCCCAAGAUGCCUCCAACGGUUUCAGCUUUGGGUGCUGCAGUUUUGAAACCAGCGGCUGGGUUAUUGCCCAAGAGCCUUUCCAGAGAACCUCUGGGGGAGGUGCAGCUGAGCACAUCUGGUCAGAGGAAUGAUAGCAACACAUCUGUUGGCAAAGAACCAAGCGCAGUUGAGUUUGUGCCGGAUGUGGCAGCUCUUGCCAGCAUACUGUCCAACACUGGGCUGACUCACCACAUGCUGAGCACGACACAGAAGCCCAGCCUGGCCCGCCGAGUCCCUCUGAGAGGGAGGAGAUUGUGCUCCGCCAGCAUUGGGACUGCCCGAGGUGCUCCAGCAGCAAAUCUAGCUUGUAUGUCUCACAUUGCCAGAUCAACAUUGAAAGAUGCAGAUCACCCACAGUCUUAUAGCCUCACUUUGAACACCCAGGAGCUCAAGGCACUUUCAACUACAUUCAAGAAUUUUGACUCUCAGCAUCGGCUGGAGGCGACGAAGCCCAGCCAGUCAACCGAGAAUCUGGGAGUGGGCAAGUGUCCAGAUUCGGGAGCCAGGCCCAACGCAGAGUGUUCAAGCAGCGUUACCACAACUGGCGUUCCAUUGCAAAGCAACUUGACUGAGAAAAAGGACACUGCAGGAUCAUCUUGGAAAGAGGAGGAGUUUGUACCAGAUCCGGCUGCCAAAGCAAGCAUCUUCUCCAAUGUAGGCCUCAGCCAUUUUGCCUUUGGAGCCAACGGGAAACUGAGCUUGGCCCAGCGGGUGCCAAUGAAAGAUGUUCGGAAGAAUCCUCUCACUAGUGGCGGCACCAAGGGUGAAAAUGCGUUUUCCUGUGGACCAUGUGCAAGAGUAUCCUCAACAGGAAAAUUUGGUCGUGUGUCCUGUUAUUCCACACAGGGCUGUAAAGGACUGGAAAAGUCACAGUCUUCAGGAACCGAACUAACAAACACACCCGGCAACAGAUGUUUAGUUGUUGACUGUUCACCCUAUGGGCUGGCUAGGAGGAUUCCCGUUGCCGGCACACAAUCCUUGCGGCGCAGCCCCUGGACAUACGGCCGUGUGCCUACUUCUUCUUGCCCAAAGCUGAGGAGGGGGGCUGCCCAGCAUCUAACAGAAACACAGCAGGUUAUGUCAGAGGCCAGCGUCACCCCACAGAUAACCUCCCCUGGUGCCAAAGAGGAGGGCACUCCCUCGUCCUGGGAAAAGGUGGCUGUGCGGCUCUUUGAUGAAGAGGUGGCUGCAUCGGUGAGGAGAGUGCCAGCUGUUCCUGUGAUCACCCCAGAAAUGGGAAAGCUCCAGCGUAUUGAGCUCCUUGCCGAGCUCUUGCAGCAGGAGGUGAACAGCGGCAUGGGCCCUGAUGUUGCCCCUUCACUGGAGAAAUUGCACAAACUCUUGUCUGCUCGCUCCUCGCCUGCUUUGGAGGCUCCCCAGCCCGGCCUCCCCUGCACACCUCUGCAGGAUCCUAGAUCCGAUGCCUGCAAGCCGACACCCGGAUCUGCUCCGACGGCCCCACCUGAACCUGGCACAACGCUCACUGGCCAGCACCCUGUCUGUCCCAAUCCCUCUGUGCGUUUGGUCCAGCUCCCUUCAUCUAAUACAGGUAAUUCAGUUCCCAGAAUCCUCCUGUCAGCUGGUGGGCUCACACCGCAGUCCAAAGAAGUCACUUUUCCAAGUGACCAGAUGAAGCACCGGCUCAGUGAGGUCCUCCGCGCCCCUCAGCACUUCUUGGAGGCCUGCCUGAAUGACGAGUGCGCUUUCUAUACUGCCCGCGUCCCUUCCGCCACCCAGCCAUCCAUACAGCGAUGUAAGGAGCCUGUGGCAAAAAUGCUGGAUGCCCUCGAUACUGUGCACUUUAUACCCAUCUCAUCACAUCAGUCUCGGUUGGUGGAAGAGGAGAGGUCUUUGUCUUCCUGAAGGUCGUGUAAGACCUAGAGGCAGUGCAUUCUUGUUCCUCAUGAACAAUGUAUUGGUGGAUUAAAUCCACCUGCAACAAUUGCUACCCUCGGAUCUUACCAUCCUCAGAUUUCACUGGGACCCUGAAUACCUGCAGGCUUGGCAGAGAGAGCCAGGAACUGAAAUCCAUUCUUGUAUUUGAAAGCUUCAGGUGCCUGGCAGGGGAAAAAAUAGAUGAUGCCCGUGAAAACAGAAGGCUGGCCUUGGGGAAAGGAAGCUUGUUAAAAUACAAGGCCCCUUACUAUUAACUGUUUGUAAACACGCAUUUAUUUUUUUUUUAAAGGAUAAUUAAAUAAUUUAAAUUAAAACAUC